GAACCAAAUUCUGUGGGGUUGGCUCCCAGCGACGUGUUUCUGGCCAGAAGGUCUGGUCCCAAUUCCAGACGCAGUUCGGCGCGAUCAAACCGGGUCUUUGGCUUUUUGCUCUUUUUCCUGGCUCUUUGUGUUCUCUACUACAAGCUGAACUGUUGGGGCGAGGGUAGUGUCUCAGCCAUGGGAGACACGGAAGUCCACCUUUCCUCUACUGGUGAUACAAUUCAGUGGACAAAGCGACAUGGCAUGCAGCCUCCAAUGUGCAACCGCACACCAGGCUUGCUGACGCUACUCCUGCCCCCGCACUCACACCUGGCUUGCGAGCUGACUGGGAAAAAUGCAAUUCCAAACAUGGAAACAAAGGGCGUUUUUCCUUCUGGCAAUGGAACAGUGGAGGUUCAUGACAGUGGCCGCCUGGUUCAUGUACGCUUACAGCUUCAGCCCAGAGCGAUUGAUCUGGUGGCGUGCUACCAGCACACGUUUCAAGCGACAAGAGUCCCCUUUUCAGUGCAACAGUUAGAGAGGGCCCUAGCAAUGAUACCUGUGACCAAAGCUACGGCCAAACCUUUUGAACCAGUAGGUAAGGCGGUGAUUGGACUGCUUAUCCAUUUGGCUAUGCAAGAUGCUAGGGGUCAUAUGAUUCAGUAUCCUAUUUGGUCCUACAUGGAACAUCGUUCUACUUUAGAAGCCAUUAGAGCAGCCGGUGCACCCAAAGUUAGUCUGUAUGGAGGAGCUCAGCUCUGCAUCGACUUGCAAAGGGCAUUUGAUGGAGUCAAUCGUGUCAAACUUUUCCAGCGUCUUCAUGAGCUUCAGAUCAGAGAAGAGAUCAUCCAGCUGUUGGCCUACUGGCAUGAAGAAACAGACUACUUUGUGCAGCAUGACAUGGACACACCAGCAGUGGAGACACCUUUGAACAUUUUGCCUGAGGAGCUUCUUGCGGGACCCAGCUCACAGACAGUGAUCCCUGGACGCAAAGGUGCUGCCCUUGGUACCAUUGAACCCAAGAUGCAACAUCAUCCUUCUGAUGCGGCUGCCAGAGGCCUGCGCCUCAUUACAGAGGAAGAGCUGCAUCACCUGAAGAGCCUACCUUUUGGGGAACGCUUGCUUCACAUUGUGCAGGAACGAGAUUGGCAAAAGGUUGAACAGGCCCAAGACAUUUGCAGAUAUCUGGCUGCACGCUGUGUGAUCUGCUCCCAUCAGUUCUCACGUUGCCAAGAGCUUCAUCAACAUUACAGGCCCGACAGCGUUGUGAACUUUGCCUUCUUUGUUUUCCUUCUACUGCUGACCUGGUGCAACAUCUUCAAGCUGAGCAUGGACUUCAAGGCCUCAGCAGAAACGAAGCAGGUUGAGGACUUGUGGCUUGAGGCCUGUUUUGACGGCAAAUUGCAACAGGUUUUGCACCCAGCAGCAACUCGUUUGAGAUUGACAGUAGUCUGCCAGGCAUGCAACAAAGGCUGCAAAAGGGCCGCCGACCUGGCCCUACAUUUACAGACCUCUCAUGCCAGGCUGUGGAGGGAAUCGAAACGGCUGACCAUGGUCCUUUCUGCUGUUUUCUCCUCUCAAUGUUUCUGCAACCCACAGCUGGGGACCAAACGUGGACAUCAUGUUUGCUUGCCCUUGAGGCAGUUGGCAAUGUGCUAUCACAGGGUGAAUAGGGAGCCUUUUGCACCCAUGCUGAUCACGGACACGAUGCUGCAGGCCAUUUUCUCAGACAAAUUGCCCAGAGCUCCACAGUAUCGACUUGAGCAAGCAUUGGUGCACAGACAAUUUGCAGACAUCUGGCAGGACCGGGACCUCCUGCUGUUUCUUCGAACGUAUUGCCUGUUUUGCGGCAGCCAGCCCUGUACCUCUGACUUGGCCCUACACCUCAGAGAGGAGCAUGCUUGCAGCCACAACACAUGCUUGUUUUACAUGGAACAGCUGUUGCCCACAGUUCAUGCCUUGAACCCUGAUGACUUCCAGUGCCAGCUGUGUGGACAGAUUUUCAAUCUCCCUGCUCACAUGUGCCCUGACCAGCCUGCUCAUGACCGGGCCCACUGCAACAUGGAGACGGGGGACAAUGGCAUCACCGACCAGAUGAGGGAGGUGUUUGGAGCCAUCAUGCCCAUGCUGGACAGGAGCCUCAACAUGGCGCCCAAUCCGAGGCGCUCCAAGGCCCCUCGAAGAGGCGACACACAACCAGAGGACGCAGGUCCACAGGCAACACAACAGCAGGAGAUCAGACAAAUGAUGCAAAUGAUGCAGCUGAUGGCUCAACUGGUCGUCAAACAAGAUCAAGAAUGGAACAGUCUGCGCAGAACAGAUCAAUUCAUUCUUUUUUUGAACCCCGACCCACAGGGCGCAUUGCAUCAACUGGUUCAGGAGACAGCCCAAUGGAAACAACAAAUGGAGAACCCAUCGAAGUUCCAGAUGAAACCCUUGCGUCAGCAUCUCAUCUUGACCUUGUUGCAGGCUCUUCACACCAAUGCGGGCAAGAUUGUGGAGAGCAAAGAAUCGGAGCCCCUGCACCAAACAUCGGUGCAGAAAGGGCUGAUCCUAGCAGACAAGAGCUUUCCAUUUCACAGAUGGGAUGCCCACAAUCAGAAGUUGAUGAUCGACAAGAAGCAACCAGUGAGCUCUCAGAAGAUGUUCCAACACUUGACCGAGCUGCAGGAAAUGGUACUGGACCGAGACCUGGUGGUCCGCUUCCAUGCUCUGAGAGCGGUGUCGGACAAGGACCUCAAAGCAGUCCCGUGGAGAUUGCAAAUCAACCUUCGGAACAACAGAGCCUACGAGCUUCUACUUCAACUUUGCCACAAUGCAGUCUGGAUGGCAGUGGGAGCAACACUCAAACCCCACUCCUUGGGACAGUCAACGAUGGCAACCAAUCUCCAGGCCAUGAUGCACAAGCCGAAGGGCAAGGGCAAAGGCAAACAUCAAGCCAAGCUCUCUCCCAAGAAGGCACAGAAGGAUUGUGCUGAAUGUGCACAAAAAAUUCUGACCUGGCUUGCGGCAGACGCGUUUGACAUGCGCUGGGAAAGACGCCUUGAAACAAAUGAGGGCUUCAUUCCAAUGGAUGCCAACAGUGCUUGCACACCCAUCCUUUUGAGUUUUUCCAGACGCAUGCAUUUGACUGGUAGUUGCAUCUUUUCAGAACUGAUUUCCCUCUGGUCUCAGGAGAAUUCCAUGAGGGCAGCGCUGCUGGCUGCUUCCCCCUGCCUCUGCCUGCAGCUGGACAGACAUCAUCAGGAUGAAGAUGGAAACAUUACCAAAACUACAUGCCAGAUUGAGAUGGAGACUGAAUUGGUCAUUCCAAUUUUCACACACCAUGACAUGCGGCUUGAACAUGUAGGGUACAUUCCCAUUGCGGGAGUAGCACACCUGGGACUGGACUUGGAGGGACACUGCCGAUCCAUUCUGAAAAUACAACCGUCACUGGUCUCGGCAACGCGCCCUGCGACUUGGCUGAUUACAGAUGAUGAUCAAAGACCCACACCGCAGUGGACCGUUCCAAAAUGGUUUCAGAGCAACGCAGUCCUGAUUUGGUUGGUGCGCACGGAUCUGCUUGGCCUUCCUGCCUAUCAUCCUGAUCUGACAGAAGUGACGGCGCUGAUGCACAAGGCGAUGCCGUCUCAAACUGAGCUGAUUGCAACUGCUGCCAUCCCAAUCCCUGAAGCUGACCCACAGAAUGAGCUGCUGCAUCUCUUGGCAGCGCAACAUGGUGCUGACACAGAUGGAAAUGAACGAAG
Messenger RNA from Cladocopium goreaui, 3725 nucleotides. The record is from the annotation of a GenBank genome assembly. Lineage: Eukaryota; Dinophyceae; Suessiales; Symbiodiniaceae.